AUGUGGCCAUGGCUUGAGCAAUACGAGUAUGGCUUCAGGGUGAUACUGUUAACCUACUGUUUAAUCAUAACAUCUGGCUAUAGAAUGGGAAACCCCAUCAAAACGGCAGUGGAUCGCUUGUAUUCAAUGGUGAUUGGUGGAAUCAUAUCGGUGUUGGUCAAUGUCGUUGUUUUUCCCAUAUGGGCUGGAGAAUUGCUUCAUAAAGAGCUCGUCAGCAACUUCGAUUCUGUUGCAGAUUCACUUGAGGAGUGUGUCAAGAAAUAUUUAGAAGACGAUGGGUGUGAGCAUUCUAGAUUCAGUACAACUGUGAUGGAUGAGUUUCCAGACGAACCAGCUUAUACCAGAUGCCAGAACAUCUUAAACUCAGGGCCAAAGCUAGAGAAUCUGGCUAAUUCAGCAAAAUGGGAGCCACCUCAUGGAAGAUUCCGACACUUGUUUUAUCCAUGGUCGGAAUAUGAGAAUGUGGGGGCAGCUUUAAGAUAUUGUGCUUAUGAAGUAAUGGCAUUGCAUAGUAUUCUACACUCACAAAUUCAGGCGCCACACAAUCUGCGGAUAACAUUCGGGUCAGAAAUCCAGGAGGUAUCAGAUCAAGCUGCGGGGCUAGUGAGGGAGCUUGGAAGAGACAUUAACAACAUGAAGUGGAAUGUUAAAAGCUCUCUGAUCAAGAUGCUUCAUAGCUCCACCGAGAGGCUCCAACUUUCCACAGAACUCCACGCCUAUAUACUCACAUCCACUUCGGAAUCGAAGCCUCUUACAGUUUCGAAACCCUCUCAUGCCCUAUCAAUGUCGUCGGCGUCGUCGUCCACCAACAUCAGCACCGUCGCAUCAGACCAAACGGCGGAACUUGAACCUGAGAAGAACUCAAAUACGCAGGCCCAGAAUAUUGGUGGUGGUGGUGGAGUUUCGCUGCCGGCACAACAAACAGAGUCUUACCAUGAGAUGAUGAGGAGGCAAUUCAGGAGAAUAUAUUCGUGGCCAUCGAUAGAGGUGGAUGCCUUCGACGGAGAUUACGGGACAACCUCGGACUUGUUGCCCAGAAUGAGAGCCUUGGAGAGUACUGCGGCCUUGUCGCUCACCAGCUUCACUUCCACGCUGGUUGAGUUUGUGGCUAGGCUUGACCACUUGAUUCAGGCAGUGGACAAGCUUUCCAAGAUGGCCAAGUUCAAGCAUGAGCCCUUGUGA
This is a messenger RNA of Neltuma alba, 1182 nucleotides long. RefSeq names its product putative aluminum-activated malate transporter 3. Bases 1 to 1182 code for a protein of 393 amino acids. Lineage: Eukaryota; Viridiplantae; Streptophyta; Magnoliopsida; Fabales; Fabaceae. The transcript has 4 exons. Gene Ontology annotation, biological process: malate transport. The record is from RefSeq and is a predicted model, not a curated record.